Molecule: messenger RNA, 375 nt
Organism: Aspergillus candidus
Lineage: Eukaryota; Fungi; Ascomycota; Eurotiomycetes; Eurotiales; Aspergillaceae
Product: LYR motif-containing protein
Exons: 1
Coding region: 1-375 (124 amino acids)
Biological process (GO): mitochondrial proton-transporting ATP synthase complex assembly
Cellular component (GO): mitochondrial matrix
Source: RefSeq, a predicted model, not a curated record
AUGACAACCAACCUCAAAACCCAAGCCCUCAGAACCUACCGCGCCAUCCUCCGCGAACUCCCCCGACGGACGCCCCCAAGCCCCCUCCAAACCCGCCUCCGCACUCUCUACCAACAACAGCCCUCGCAGACACCACAAGCAAACGCAGAGGGAGUGGAGGUGGAGGAACAGCUGCAAAUGAAACUCCAACAGGCAGAGCAGUGGGCGAUGUAUGCGCGCGCGCAGCGCAAGUAUGCGUCUCUUGUGGAGCGGUACAACCCUGGUGCGACGUUGACGGAGGAGGAGAGGAUUCGGUUGACUGCCAGGAGGGUCGGGUGGGAUUUACCUGAUCUUUCGGGGGUCGAGGGGGAGAAGGGGAGUGGGAGCAGUUCUUGA